GCCGCCGCUCAGCCGCAGCUUCGCGCACACCCCCCCCGGCUGGGGCGCGAGCGGAGGGAGCCAUCAUCAUCAGCCGCCAUGGAGCCACCGGGGAACGAGUCGCUGCCCCCGCCGCCCACCUUGAGCCCAGCCGUUCCCCCUUACGUGAAGCUGGGCCUGACCGUGGCCUACACCAUCUUCUACUCGGUGCUCUUCGCCUUCGUCUACGCCCAGCUGUGGCUCGUGCUGCGCUACCGGCACAAGCGCCUCAGCUACCAGACAGUCUUCCUGUUCCUGUGCCUGCUGUGGGCCGCUCUGCGCGCCGUCCUCUUCUCCUUCUACUUCCGGAGCUUCGUGACAGCCAACGCGCUGGGGCCCUUCUCCUUCUGGCUGCUCUACUGCUUCCCCGUGUGCCUGCAGUUCUUCACCCUCAGCUUGAUGAAUCUGUACUUCGCUCAGGUUGUGUUCAAGGCGAAGUCCAAGUAUUCACCCGAACUCUUCAAGUACAGAAUCGCCAAGAUGUCUUUAGCCAAUAUCUACCUGGAAUCCAAGGGGACAUCAGUGUGUCAGGUGACAGUAAUAGGGGUCACUGUCAUCCUCCUGUACACAUCGCGGGCCUGCUACAAUCUGGUGGUUCUAGGGCUCACCAACAUCAAGAGCAUCAACUCCUUCGACUACGACUGGUAUAAUGUAUCUGACCAGGCUGACCUCAAGUCGAAUCUGGGAGAUGCGGGCUACAUCGUAUUCGGGGUGGUCCUCUUUGUGUGGGAGCUACUGCCUACCUCACUGGUGGUGUUCUUCUUCAGAGUCCGCAGGCCAAUGCAAGACAAGAGCGGAUCUAGGAUUCCUGGACACCUCUUUUCCUCAAGGGGUUACUUUUUUGACAACCCACGCCGCUAUGACAGCGAUGACAACCUUGCAUGGAGCAUCAUUCCACAAGGAGUUCAGACCAGUUUGCCCACAGAAUCUUAUGACUGGGGCACCCAGAGCACUGGCAUUGUGACCUACAUUGGUACAGAAGAGUUGCACCCAGCUGCAGCCUCAGGGCAACUGGACCCCUACUGACCUGGCUCUCCAUGUGCACCUGGGCAUCCAGGAACAUGCAGCUCUCCUUCCAGCAUUGCUGGAAGGCUUCUCCUUGUGCAUUCUAAUGUUUUGUGUCAAUUUGCCAUAUCACGAUGCUGGUGAUCUUCCUGAGCUUGGCAUCGGCCAGCAGCUUCAUACAGAUGAGCUUGAUGAAUUCUGGCGAUGUGCGCAAGGGAGGGAAACGGAACUGCCUUCACGAUGCACAACCACACUUUCACAGAUACAGUUCACCAAACUCUCCACUCCACGUUGAAACCGUCACACUACAUGCAAACACAACCUUCUCUUGUAUUCACUUCUACCGGAGGAGUAAAUGCUCAACAGAUGAACAAGUCACCAGUUGCCGCAGUUGGGUUGCAGUGUUGUAGCUUCGGGAAAAGAACUUGAUUAAUCUGAACUGUCUCUUGAAACAGUGCACUGAAGACCACUGACCUGCAUAAACUAAAUAUUAUUCUCACACUACUCAUAUCAGAGGGAAAGAAACAGCAUUUCAAUCAUAUACGUAAAAUGCUUCAGUACUUAUCAGCAGUAUAUAUUAAAGUAAGAUAAGUUUGUAGGUUACAUUUAAGAUCACUGCAUCUGUUACACUACAUCUGUAAAAUUAGUACUAGUAAGUCACACUGACACAGAAUAAAAAGGGUUAGUUGAAGGGGCACAAACUGACAACCUGUGAACCUGUGCUGGCCAGUCAGUUAUCACCUUGACAUGAUUAGCAAAUGUUUUCAAUACAGUCAAUGUAUCUAGAUAUCAAUAUCUAGACAGUAUCUGUGAAAGCUGUAGAAUGUCAUAUCAAAAUGUAGAUAAGCUACAGAAAAGGAUAAAUAGAAAUUUUCCUUUGACAAGCAGCUCCUCUAGCUGGGUUUAAGAGAGCAUGAUUUUUGUACACUAUAUUUGAUAAUAAAAAAAAAAACACUAGUUCAUUUUGUACACAAUAACCCACAACAAGGGCCUGUUAUUUAGACAAUAAAGUAAAUAUGGCAGUCAGAUUUAUUACAUGUGUAAAUGAAUGGAACUGUAAGAAAAUGCACAAAGUCUGUUUAUGUACCUGCAUCACACCAGCUUUUUGGCUGAUGUACUUCUGGUAGGGAUUGGGCUGCCAGGGUUGGUGGGAGUGGAAUUAUUUUAACGGAAAGGUUUUGCAUGCCAAUACAUGGUCUACAGGCCACUAGCUCCCACCAUGCAGUACUUUCCACUGACAUGGCUGGCAGCAUCCGGGGAAUCACUGUGCCCUCCUACUUCUAAGGGAGACGGAGCAGUGAGCCAUGAGCUCAAACCUGUGGAAAGGGAUGUACAUCCAGAAUACAAAGUAUGUGUAUGCAUUCAUGUUUUCCUAUGUUCCAGUAAGAAGCUGUUUAGUAUUUAAAUGUUAUUUUGCACAGCAAACCUGUCUAAAUUUACCACUUAAACCAUUCCUAUCACAUGCUGAAAUAUAAAGCUUUUAACUGUUUAAUGUGGUAAAUCAAUUUUUUUCAGUUGAAUGCAACGGCAGUUAAGAUUGUCCAUUUAUUUUUUCCACAGACAAUGGAUUAAAAAAAAAAAAAUAAAAUUCACUACAGUUGUUCUAGAAAGGUCUAUUGAUUUUCUAAGCAGGAAGAGAUGUCACGUCUCAUUUCACCUUCAGCUUUUGUAUUUCCAUGUGUCGUGGUGCAUACUGACAAGAGCAUUGAAUAAA
Molecule: messenger RNA, 2737 nt
Organism: Scleropages formosus (Asian bonytongue)
Lineage: Eukaryota; Metazoa; Chordata; Actinopteri; Osteoglossiformes; Osteoglossidae
Product: integral membrane protein GPR137B-like
Exons: 7
Coding region: 79-1044 (321 amino acids)
Biological process (GO): negative regulation of osteoclast differentiation; positive regulation of TORC1 signaling; regulation of autophagy
Cellular component (GO): lysosomal membrane
Source: RefSeq, a predicted model, not a curated record